Messenger RNA from Callorhinus ursinus (northern fur seal), 2900 nucleotides. RefSeq names its product INO80 complex subunit E (gene INO80E). NCBI's taxonomy places the organism in Eukaryota, Metazoa, Chordata, Mammalia, Carnivora, Otariidae. Gene Ontology annotation, biological process: chromatin remodeling. Gene Ontology annotation, cellular component: Ino80 complex; nucleus. The record is from RefSeq and is a predicted model, not a curated record.
CUGCGACGCCAUCUUCAGCGUAGCCCCUGAAAGCUACGUUCUUUUCCCGGUGCGCCUAAGAAGGCAACCCUUGCGGUUAAGAGGCUUGGGCGCGGGGUACGCUGGGAGUUGUAGUCCCGGCGGACACAGACUUACGGAGUCUCCGGAAGCGGAGGCGUGAGAGGCGGGGCUGUGCGCAGGCUCUGGGUAGCGGGACGCCUGACACCUGCGGGGCAUUGCUCCUGGGGCGGGUCAUGAACGGGCCGGCCGACGGCGAAGUGGACUACAAGAAGAAAUACCGGAACCUGAAGCGGAAGCUCAAGUUCCUCAUCUACGAACACGAGUGCUUCCAGGAGGAGCUGAGGAAGGCGCAGAGGAAGUUGCUGAAGGUGUCCCGGGAUAAGAGUUUCCUCCUAGACCGACUUCUGCAGUACGAGAACGUGGAUGAAGAUUCUUCUGACUCAGAUGCCACUGCAUCUUCAGAUAACAGCGAGACAGAGGGAACACCCAAGCUGUCGGACACGCCAGCCCCCAAGAGGAAGAGAAGCCCUCCGCUGGGGGGCGCCCCCUCCCCCUCCAGCCUCUCCCUGCCUCCUUCAACGGGGUUUCCCCUUCAGGCCUCCACGGCCCCCUCCCCGUACCUGAGCUCGCUGGCUUCCCCUCCCUACCCCCCAUUCCCUUCUGACUACCUGGCCCUGCAGCUGCCCGAGCCCAGCCCCCUGAGGCCCAAGCGGGAGAAACGGCCCCGCCUGCCCCGGAAACUCAAGGUGUUUCAGAGAGAGCAAGCAGUGCAGAGGCCCCCAGGAGUGCGUGUGUCCACCUGUUCACGGACCAGGAAGGAGGCCAGUGUGGUCAGAGGCAAGGGAGGGGUGGGGGGGUGGUAAGCAGGUGAGAGAAAUAACCAGGGGGCAGGAUGGUGGAGCGCCCUCUCGGUGUCACAGAGGCUUCGCUUGUACCGUGAAUGAAAUGGGGAGCCGUUGCAGGAGGUCAGGCAGAGGGGAAUCUGCUCUGCUUUAUGGAACUCACAGCUGUGUGGAGAACGGACCGGGGAGGCACUAGGUGGGGAUGCAAGUGGAGAGACCCCCCCCAAGCAGGCUCCUGCAGUAAAGCAGGUAGAGCGCCAAAAAGUGGCUGAUGCAUCAAUUUCGAAGAUGGAGCCAUGGGAAGACCAGCGUGGGCUGUGGGAAAGAGCAGAGCCCAGGGGCGGCUCCAGGAUUUGGGGCCCGAGCAACUGAAGAAGAGGGGUAGCCUCCCUCUGAGCCCGGGAGGUCCGGGAGGAGCAGCUGUGGGAGGGAAGACGAGUUGGGACAUGCUGAAUGCUGUCAGGAAAGGCCAGCGAGAUCCAGGAGGCCGCAAGCCUGGGGCUCGUGGGGUGCACUGAAGUCCUCAGCGUGGAGGCGGGUGUGAUUGUUGGGGGAGAACGUGGCUGGAGAGGAGGGGAGAGAGGCCUGCGCGCUGAGCCCUAGGAGAGAGUAGGGCCCAGGAGGUACAGUGCCCUUCCAGCUCCGAGUCAGAGUGGAACUGGGACUAGAUACGAAGCUUUCACGGCGGGUAGACGGGAGCCAGAGGCAAAAUGGGAGGUCACGUUUGGGGUGGUUAGGAGUGCUGGUUCGGGGUUCAAAUCCCAGCUCUGCUGCUUAGCCUCCAUGUGACCUCGGCCCCCGCACUCUCCUUGGCAGGCUUUUGCUUCUGGCCUGUAGGGCGGGAUGGUGCGCAAGGCCAGGGGCGGGGAAGCCUGGAGCCGAUGGGUGGAGGCGUGGCACGCGUGUGGCAUUGCUGUGUGAGGCUGAGGUGCUGGGUCCUGCCGGAGAGGUGACGGGGAGCUGAGUUGUGGCCAUCGAGGAGAGAGGAGGUUGGUUGAGAGAGGGGCCCAGAUCAGUUGCUGUGGUGGAGGAGGGGGUAAAUCAGGGAAGGCCUUAAAGAAGAGGUAACAUCUGAGCCCAGGGGAGGUGAGAUUUGGAAAUUGCAGGCUCAGCAAGAGUGGAAGGAAGAUAGGGACCUGGCAGAAGUGUUGUUUGGGCUGACGCAGGAGAGAGAAGAGAGAAGGACGGCGGACAGAAACAUAGGGUGAGGGGGGAUCACAGAGGCCUGGGUGCCCAGGGCCAGGAGGUCCUUGUAAAGGGGUGGGGGUCACUGAAGUUUCUGGGUGGCUCAAUCUGAGGAGACAAAGGACAGCCGUGAAGACAGGAGCAGGUCAGUUAAGGGCCUGGGCCCCAGUCAGAUGGAGUGGAUUUGAGUCCUCCACACACUUCGGGCAAGUCAUUUCACUUUCUGAGCCUCAGCUUUCUUCUCUGUUCGGUGGGGUCAGUGUAGAGUGAAGUAAGUUCAGGAAGAGAAAACACAUAGCCCAGUGCCUGGUUCCUAGUAAGCUGUGGCUGAACAGGAGGUGCUUUUGGUCACACAGAGGCCAUUGGGGAAGGCCAGGAAGGGGUGGGACGUAGGGACUUAGGUGGAGGUCCAAAGGUGGCAGCCAGAGGAGGGGGGGCUGUCCUCAUGGAGCUGGGCCUCUUGUCUGUCACCAGUCCUGGCCAAGUUCUGUACCCUGAGGCACUGACCAGGAGGUAAAGGCCCACUCUGGCCCUCCACCACCCCAGGGACAGCAGCGGGGCUGGGGGCUCCUGGAGAGGCAGCUGGUAGGCCAUGAGGGCGGAAGGUGUGAAAGUAGGCUCCGGGGGCCACUGUAGAGACACACGUAAGCACUUCCUGCCGCCGCCACCUGGGGCCAAACGGGACCUGCCCAGCGGGGACCCAGAGGGCACCCAGCGGGCACCCAGUGGGCCUGUGCUUCGGAGUCUUCAUUUGCGAGUCUCAGAUUCCUCCUCUGGCCCGUAACCUUCCCUCCCUUCCAGGGUGGUCGGAACGGGUGUUAAUGGCAGUCACCUGGCAUGUAGCAGGUGCUCGGUUUGGGCCCACAGAGCUCU